Messenger RNA from Rubroshorea leprosula, 573 nucleotides. The record is from the annotation of a GenBank genome assembly. Lineage: Eukaryota; Viridiplantae; Streptophyta; Magnoliopsida; Malvales; Dipterocarpaceae.
GCAAGACAAACUUAAAAAACAGAAUCUCAAAAUCUGGAUUAAGGUCUGUUAUUACAAAGUAAGAAACAGAAUCUCUUCUCACCAACGCCUUACAAACCCAUUUUCAUUAUCAUAAAAGGGAUUCAAUCAGCUCCAACGAGCAGGACCGUAGUCCCCUCAGCAAUUUCUAUCUAAAGAAACUGGAUGGGAGCCAAAGAUAAGUUUAUGACCCCACAUCUUAUUUCAACUUCGAAUGUCCAUUAUCACAAGACACAGCCCUUUUAUUUGAAUAAGAUUUGCCAGGCUUUCAGUAAAACUCCACCCCGGAAACAAGCAUUUCUACAGCUAGAGUUGUUGGCUCAAGAGCUUACGAGAACAAAUAGUGGUGUAUCUCCUAACCUUUCCCUACCCUGAAAUACAAACAAAAAAGUGGAAGCAAACCGUAAGAAUAAAUAAAAUCAGAGGCGAUUGAAUAAAAUAAAAUAGCAUAAUGGAUGAGUCUAUGCGUAAAUUUCUUUGUUCUGCACAUUGCUACAUGCUAUUUAAGCAGAGAUAUCUCCCUGUUAACCUCAAAAAUCAAAACUACUCUUACUA